GCCUGCGACGAGCUGCCAUAUGGAGGGAGGAGAGACGUCAUCUUGUUUUGAAAAUUUAUUCUACCAAUUUAAAGAAUGGCAGAUGUCGUUAUUAUCAAUUCGUUUUCGUUUGAUUUGACUGGUGUGUCUCGUCUCAUCAAAUCGUACAUUACCUUGAAAUUGCAAACCCAAUGGAGUUCUUACGUCAUCAGAGGCGAAAAUUGACUUGCAUUUCCGCGUUAGAAUUACAAAACAUACAGUACUUCAACUGCGUCUGCGUUGAAUUUGGUAGGGUGAGAGAUGUCGGCGAUCUACGACAAUUGGGAGAAACUGGUGGCUGCUGUUUUGAAGAAGGAGCAGCUUUGGCAGUUAUUCAAUUCCGAUUCAGCCAGCAUCAGCUCCGAUUCAUCCGGCUUCAGUUUCUGCAAAUUGACCUCUUCACUUAACGACGUCAUUGCCGCCAAAUCUCUUCCGAGGAUUCAUGUUGAGGAACCUAUCAAAACUGUUAGUACUACUUCAAAACCAGCUAGGAAACGGGGUUUAAAGAUUCAAGUGCCGGAAUUUCGAUUUCAAGAUGCUGGUUAUAGUAUCUCAGAAUAUCGCUGGAGAGUUAGUCCAAGGACGGCGAGUCCUAGCGUUAGCCCAACAAGUGGAGGGUUGCAUUCUAUGUCAGAGACGAAGCAACAAAGUUAUCCAUUGCCUCUUCCUCCAGGUGCAACGUUCAGAUCUCCACCUGUGUCUCCAACAAUUCCACCUGCAAAAUCGCCCCCGGCACCUCCAUGUACUCCUAAAAAAUAUGAGAGUGUUGAGAGCACUUGGAAAAAGGGGAAGUUGAUCGGUAGAAGCACAUUAGGAAACGUAUAUCUUGGUUUUAAUAGUGAAAAAGGUGAAAUGUGUGCUAUCAAGGAGGCUCGUUUGUUGCCUAAUGCAGACGUAAGGCGAGAUGCACGGAUGAUGGAAAAAGAUAUUGCUCUGUUGAGCCGCAUGAAGCACCCAAACGUUGUGCAGUAUUUUGGAUCUGAAGUGGUAGGUGAUAACUUCUAUGUAUAUUUAGAAUACGUAUCUGGUGGCUCAAUCCAUGCGAUUCUCCAAGAAUAUGGAAAAUUAGGAGAAUCGGUAAUACGAAACUAUACUCAGCAGAUUUUAGCAGGGCUAGCAUACUUGCACUCCGAACAUAUCGUACACGGGAAUAUUAAAGCAGCCUCCAUAUUUGUGGAUCCAAAUGGCGCAGCUAAGUUGUCCAACUUCAUCAUUGAAAUGAAUAUUGUUGGGAGAUCCAAUUCAUCAUCUCUUAUGGAUAGCCCUUACUGGAUGGCACCUGAGGUUAUUAUGAACUCAAAUGUGCGUAAACCAGCUAGCGAUAUAUGGAGCCUUGGAUGCACUGUUCUGGAGAUGGCUACAUCAAAGCCACCUCUAAGCCAGUACAAAGGGGUCAUGGCCAUGUUCAAGGUUUCAUGUCAAAAUGAGCUUCCAACAAUUCCAGAUCACCUCUCAGAUGUAUGUAAGGACUUCCUGAGGUGUUGCAUGCAGUUGAAUCCCCUACAUCGUGCUACGGCUUCUCAACUCUUGGAGCACCCUUUUUUGAAAAGUUCAUCUCCCUUAAGAAAACAUAUGUUGGCUUCACCGUCUUCAGGUCAUCCUGUGGUCACAAAUGCUGUGAAGGCAGAGGACACUGAUUGUGUUAGAAGCCAUCAUCUGUUUGAUUUAGGGAAAGUUGUUCUCCACUCCUCCACAGCUAGUUCCCGGUCGAGUGAUGUCUAUACUCCAAGGUAUGUUUCAGCCCCCGUCUCUCCAGUCGGGAGUCCGCUUUUGCAUCCAUCAUCACCUCAACAAUUUAUACAGCCAAAGUUUCCUCCUAUGGUUACAAAUGCUAUGAAGCUGGAGGACACUGAUUGUGUUAGAAGCCAUCAUCUGUUUGAUUCAGGGAAAGUUGUUCUCCACUCCUCCACAGCUAGUUCCCGGUCGAGGUAUGUUUCGGCCCCCGUCUCUCCAGUCGGGAGUCCGCUUUUGCAUCCAUCAUCACCUCAACAAUUUAUACAGCCAAAGUUUCCUCCUAUGGUUACAAAUGCUAUGAAGUCGGAGGACACUGAUUGUGUUAGAAGCCAUCAUCUGUUUGAUUUAGGGAAAGUUGUUCUCCACUCCUCCACAGCUAGUUCCCGUUCGAGUGAUGUCUAUACUCCAAGGUAUGUUUCGGCCCCCGUCUCUCCAGUCGGGAGUCCGCUUUUGCAUCCAUCAUCACCUCAACAAUUUAUACAGCCAAAGUUUCCUCCUAUGGUUACAAAUGCUAUGAAGCUGGAGGACACUGAUUGUGUUAGAAGCCAUCAUCUGUUUGAUUCAGGGAAAGUUGUUCUCCACUCCUCCACAGCUAGUUCCCGGUCGAGUGAUGUCUAUACUCCAAGGUAUGUUUCGGCCCCCGUCUCUCCAGUCGGGAGUCCGCUUUUGCAUCCAUCAUCACCUCAACAAUUUAUACAGCCAAAGUUUCCUCCUAUGGUUACAAAUGCUAUGAAGUCGGAGGACACUGAUUGUGUUAGAAGCCAUCAUCUGUUUGAUUUAGGGAAAGUUGUUCUCCACUCCUCCACAGCUAGUUCCCGUUCGAGUGAUGUCUAUACUCCAAGGUAUGUUUCGGCCCCCGUCUCUCCAGUCGGGAGUCCGCUUUUGCAUCCAUCAUCACCUCAACAAUUUAUACAGCCAAAGUUUCCUCCUAUGGUUACAAAUGCUAUGAAGCUGGAGGACACUGAUUGUGUUAGAAGCCAUCAUCUGUUUGAUUCAGGGAAAGUUGUUCUCCACUCCUCCACAGCUAGUUCCCGGUCGAGUGAUGUCUAUACUCCAAGGUAUGUUUCGGCCCCCGUCUCUCCAGUCGGGAGUCCGCUUUUGCAUCCAUCAUCACCUCAACAAUUUAUACAGCCAAAGUUUCCUCCUAUGGUUACAAAUGCUAUGAAGUCGGAGGACACUGAUUGUGUUAGAAGCCAUCAUCUGUUUGAUUUAGGGAAAGUUGUUCUCCACUCCUCCACAGCUAGUUCCCGGUCGAGUGAUGUCUAUACUCCAAGGUAUGUUUCGGCCCCCGUCUCUCCAGUCGGGAGUCCGCUUUUGCAUCCAUCAUCACCUCAACAAUUUAUACAGCCAAAGUUUCCUCCUAUGGUUACAAAUGCUAUGAAGCUGGAGGACACUGAUUGUGUUAGAAGCCAUCAUCUGUUUGAUUCAGGGAAAGUUGUUCUCCACUCCUCCACAGCUAGUUCCCGGUCGAGUGAUGUCUAUGCUCCAAGGUAUGUUUCGGCCCCCGUCUCUCCAGUCGGGAGUCCGCUUUUGCAUCCAUCAUCACCUCAACAAUUUAUACAGCCAAAGUUUCCUCCUAUGGUUACAAAUGCUAUGAAGUCGGAGGACACUGAUUGUGUUAGAAGCCAUCAUCUGUUUGAUUUAGGGAAAGUUGUUCUCCACUCCUCCACAGCUAGUUCCCGUUCGAGUGAUGUCUAUACUCCAAGGUAUGUUUCGGCCCCCGUCUCUCCAGUCGGGAGUCCGCUUUUGCAUCCAUCAUCACCUCAACAAUUUAUACAGCCAAAGUUUCCUCCUAUGGUUACAAAUGCUAUGAAGCUGGAGGACACUGAUUGUGUUAGAAGCCAUCAUCUGUUUGAUUCAGGGAAAGUUGUUCUCCACUCUUCCACAGCUAGUUCCCGGUCGAGUGAUAUCUAUACUCCAAGGUAUGUUUCGGCCCCCGUCUCUCCAGUCGGGAGUCCGCUUUUGCAUCCAUCAUCACCUCAACAAUUUAUACAGCUAAAGUUUCCUCCUAUGGUUACAAAUGCUAUGAAGCCGGAGGACACUGAUUGUGUUAGAAGCCAUCAUCUGUUUGAUUCAGGGAAAGUUGUUCUCCACUCUUCCACAUCUAGUUCCCGGUCGAGUGAUAUCUAUACUCCAAGGUAUGUUUCGGCCCCCGUCUCUCCAGUCGGGAGUCCGCUUUUGCAUCCAUCAUCACCUCAACAAUUUAUACAGCUAAAGUUUCCUCCUAUGGUUACAAAUGCUAUGAAGCCGGAGGACACUGAUUGUGUUAGAAGCCAUCAUCUGUUUGAUUCAGGGAAAGUUGUUUUCCACUCCUCCACAGCUAGUUCCCGGUCGAGUGAUAUCUAUACUCCAAGGUAUGUUUCGGCCCCCGUCUCUCCAGUCGGGAGUCCGCUCUUGCAUCCAUCAUCACCUCAACAAUUUAUACAGCUAUAGUCUCCUCCUGCCAAAUCCAGCCCGUCCAUGGUAAUGAUCCAGCCUCCUCUUCAUCAAACGACGUGGUUGAAACAAGGCGAUACUUCUUGAAAGCCCUCAGUCAUGAGUAGCCCCUCUUAUUGGGACCCCAACAUUCUCAAAGCAGUGUUUAAAUUUUCAUGAUUCCCAGGAACUGGCAUAUCUUACAAUAUUUCAGAAACUCAAGAUUCAUAUCAAGUAGGGUUAAGAAGGAAACAUGGUCUCAAGAUAUAGGGUGAAUGCAGAUGUAGCACUUGUUUGAGGAGAGAUGGAGAUGAUACCAAUUUUGACAUAUAGAGCAAACUAAAUAGGACUACAAUUAUCAUUAAAAAGCUAUUUUGCAUCUAAA
Messenger RNA from Salvia splendens (bonfire salvia), 4552 nucleotides. RefSeq lists its product as uncharacterized. NCBI's taxonomy places the organism in Eukaryota, Viridiplantae, Streptophyta, Magnoliopsida, Lamiales, Lamiaceae. Bases 280 to 4185 code for a protein of 1301 amino acids. The record is from RefSeq and is a predicted model, not a curated record. Gene Ontology annotation, molecular function: MAP kinase kinase kinase activity; ATP binding. Gene Ontology annotation, cellular component: cytoplasm. Gene Ontology annotation, biological process: MAPK cascade; protein phosphorylation. The transcript is spliced from 33 exons.